Meloidogyne enterolobii is the source of this 162-nucleotide messenger RNA. NCBI's taxonomy places the organism in Eukaryota, Metazoa, Nematoda, Chromadorea, Rhabditida, Meloidogynidae. The record is from the annotation of a GenBank genome assembly.
AUGCCGACAAAUUGGAAUGGAAAUAAUGAAAUAAAUGAUCAGACAAGAAUCAAUUUAUUCUCAACAGUCACUGGAUCAGUUUCUGAAUUUGUUAAUAAAGCAUUUUUAAAAUCGGCCAAAAUUGAUGAAAAUGAAGAAUUACUUGAGGAAGAAGAUAAAUAA